AUGGUAAAUUUUGAAAGACUAUUCGAAAAUUUUGAGAACGUCGAAACGCCGCAACAGUGCGAACGCAUCGGGAAUGCUCCGUUAUGGCUUCACGGGACAAUGCUCCGAAACGGUCCAGGAAUGUUCAAAAUUGGCGAUACGGAGUAUAAACAUUGGUUUGACGGAUUGGCCUAUAUUCAACGUUAUCAUUUUGCUGAUGGAAAGAUGUAUUACUCUGCUCGAUUUCUUGAAAGUGAACAGUAUAAGGAAAGCAUGAAAGCGCAACGAAUUAUCUACACUGCAUUUGGCACGAGAUCAUUCCCGGAUCCAUGUAAAAAAUUAUACGGCAGUCUAUCCACAUCAUUUUCGCUCAAUGAAUCAAGAGAUAAUUGCAACGUCGCCUUCACCACCGUUGGUGACGGUGUGUACGCAUUAACGGAAACAAAAAACCUUGUUAGGAUAGACAUCGACUCGUUAGAUUACGAAGAAAAGGUGAAUAUCUGUGACCUUCUGAAGAUCACCUUACACACCUAUACAGCGCAUUGCCAUUCGGAUACGGAUGGAAAUAUCUGGAAUAUUGGUAGCCAGUUCGGACCAACUUCAAACUAUAUAUUUGCCAAGACAGUGAAUCCACUGCAUAUCAAAGGGUCAUCAAAUUCCCAUAGCAUGGAAGGCACCGAACUUCUAGGAAUGAUUCCGGCGACAGACCCUUUGUCACCUUCUUAUUAUCACUCAUUCGCAGUUACUGAAGAUUUUUUCGUUCUUUUCGAAACUCCCGAAAGAAUAGAUGUUUGUAAACUUGUGGGCAGAGACACAUCAAAAAUGUCGUUGAACGAAUGCAUGUUCUGGGAUGAGAAUGCCGGUGUUGACGUUAUCAUAUUUGAUCGGAUCACUCGCAAAAAAGUCGAUCGAAAGGUGACGUCUGAUGCUUUCUUCACUUUCCACCAUGCGAAUGCUUACCAGAAAGAUGGAUACCUUAUCAUAGACUACUGCAAAAUCAUUAAUCCGGGAAAUUUCGACGAUCUCCUGCUGGAACAUAUGCGAGAUGGAACAUUUAGGACAAGAAACCCAAAUUUAGCCCCAUAUCUACAUAGAAUGAUCGUCCCAAUGCAAAUAAAUGAGAACAGCAAGCCCGGUGACGAUUUGCUAACGUGCUGCUCAUUUGCAAACGGUUGUAAGGCAAUACUGAAAGAAGAUGGGAGUAUACAUUGCACAGAUACAAGAAUGUGCGAUAUUUCGUUUGAAUUCCCGCGCUACUGUUACGAUCUUAACAUGAAAGAUUAUCGUUACGUUUAUGGUGCUUGCAUUCUGGAUAGCAAAUUAUUCAAGAACGGGGUGAGUAUGAGCACGAUCUUUCCUGAAAAUAAUCUGAUCGUGAAGGAUGGUCGUGUAGUUCAUAAUUGA
Molecule: messenger RNA, 1383 nt
Organism: Necator americanus (New World hookworm)
Lineage: Eukaryota; Metazoa; Nematoda; Chromadorea; Rhabditida; Ancylostomatidae
Exons: 10
Coding region: 1-1383 (460 amino acids)
Biological process (GO): carotene catabolic process; retinal metabolic process
Molecular function (GO): carotenoid dioxygenase activity; beta-carotene 15,15'-dioxygenase activity
Source: RefSeq, a predicted model, not a curated record